Panicum virgatum (switchgrass) is the source of this 3377-nucleotide messenger RNA. RefSeq lists its product as uncharacterized. The record is from RefSeq and is a predicted model, not a curated record. The transcript is spliced from 23 exons. The coding region runs from base 162 to 3224 and encodes 1020 amino acids. Lineage: Eukaryota; Viridiplantae; Streptophyta; Magnoliopsida; Poales; Poaceae. Gene Ontology annotation, molecular function: ATP binding; nucleic acid binding.
AGGCCGAGCAACCGCCGCCGCCUCCGUCUCCCCCUCUCGCGGGGCGCGCCAAAACCAGCCACCGGUAGGAGUAGGAGUAGGAGUAGGAGUGAGCGCGGCGCGCCGCGGCCGGCUUCCGAACCGCAACCCUACCAUCCUCCCUCUCCCGGCCGCACUUGCCGAUGGCCGCUGAGCAGGAGGGUAGGGAGGUCCAGGUCCGGGCCCUCGACUCGCGGUCCACGGCCGUCAGGCUCGCCCCCGGCGCCUCCGUCCGGGACCUCAAGGCCGCGCUCCGGAGCUCCUUCCCGCCCGCGCAAGUCGCCCCCAGCUUCCACCUCUUCCUCAAGGGUGCUAAAUUGCGUUUGGACGCUGAGGUUGGCAGCCUUGCCAUCGGUGGUGGGGAAUUCGUCGUUCUCGUUCCCUUCACAAGGUCGCCGCAACAAUGUUCUUCAGUGAGCGUGCCUAGUCAAGAGCAGGGCGUCAAUCCACCAAAACAACCAGAAGUGUCAGCUGCAGCUAAUUCAGCUUGGCAAGACAUUAUGGAUGACCUCUCAGCAAUGCCAUCCAGCCCACAGCCUGACAUUGCAGCCAAAGAUUUUUACUCCUCAUCUGGCCCGUGCUCUGGGACUGGGAGGUCUGCAGAUGAUACGCCACCGUGUCAAAGUUCAUCAUUUGGAUCUUCAAGGAAAAGGAAAAAGGCAUGCGAGGAAAAUGGAAAUGGUUCCCCAGAGACCCUUCCCUCUGGAGAAAAUGGUAUGGCUGAGAAGCAGAAGCGCAGCAUGAGUAAGAAAAGUGGGGUGGCCAAAUCUACAGCUACAUCAUGUCACGAUACGCACCCUUUGGAACCUGCUGAAAUGGCUGAACAUCUGAAGCAAGGACUUGGAAAGGAGGGCCAGAUUGUACAUAUCCAAGAGAUACCAUCUAGAGAGGCAUCAUUUACAGAACUUCCUUGUCAUCUUUCAGAAGCUAUGAGAGAAGCACUGGCUAGUAUUGGAAUAUCUAGACUCUACAGUCACCAGUCUCAAGCCAUAGAAUCCUCUAUAUCUGGGAGGCACAUUGUUGUUGCAACCUCUACAUCAAGUGGAAAGUCUCUGUGUUACAACAUUCCUGUUCUCGAAUCUCUCUCUCAAGACUUGAUGGCGUGUGCUCUAUAUAUAUUUCCAACAAAGGCUUUAGCUCAAGAUCAGUUGAGGACUUUACUAGGGAUGAAAAAUUCAUUUCAUAUUGAUAUUGAUGUUAAAAUAUAUGAUGGUGAUACUCCUAGAGAAGAUCGUUUGUGGAUCAGGGAUAAUGCUCGAUUGUUAAUUACCAACCCAGAUAUGUUGCAUGUGUCAAUCUUGCCGUAUCAUGGCCAAUUCCAGAGGAUUCUAUCAAAUCUUAGGUAUAUUGUCAUUGAUGAAGCACAUUCGUACAAAGGGGCAUUUGGCUGCCAUACUGCGCUUAUAAUCAGAAGAUUGAAGCGUAUUUGUUCAAAUGUUUAUGGCAGUCAUCCUACAUUCAUAUUUUGUACAGCUACCUCAGCAAAUCCAUGUGAGCAUGUUAUGGAACUGGCUAAUUUGGAUGAAGUUGAGUUGAUUCAGAAUGAUGGAAGCCCUUGUGGUUCCAAGUACUUUCUCUUGUGGAAUCCCCCUCUAUAUAUGGCAGAUGGAAAUUCAAAAGCUAGUUCAGUACCUAGACGCUCAAGCUCAAUAGUAGAGGUUUCAUAUCUAUUUGCUGAGAUGGUUCAACAUGGGCUCCGUUGCAUUGCAUUCUGUAAAACUAGGAAGCUAUGCGAGCUUGUCCUAGCUUACACGCGUGAAAUUCUUCAGGAGAGUGCAAAAGGAUUGGUAGAUUCUAUCUGUGUAUAUCGUGCUGGCUACAUUGCAGAGGACAGAAGAAAAAUUGAGGCCGAUCUUUUCGGGGGGAAACUCCGCGGUGUCGCUGCUACCAAUGCUCUUGAACUAGGGAUUGAUGUUGGACAUAUUGAUGCAACAUUGCAUCUUGGAUUUCCUGGGAGUAUUGCCAGUUUGUGGCAGCAAGCCGGAAGGUCUGGAAGACGAGCUAAACAAUCAUUAGCCAUUUAUGUUGCCUUUGAGGGUCCUUUAGAUCAGUAUUUCAUGAAGUUCCCACAUAAAUUAUUUGGCAAGCCGAUUGAGCAUUGCCAUGUAGAUGCACGUAAUCUAAAGGUUUUAGGACAGCAACUUGCUUGUGCUGCUUAUGAACAUCCCUUGUGCCUGCAAUACGAUGAGCACUACUUUGGUUCUAGUCUCGAUAGUGCAAUGACGACCCUUAAAGACAAAGGUUAUAUCAUUAACAAUCCAUCUGGAUCUUUAUCUUCAAGCAUGUGGAACUACAUUGGACCUGAGAGAAGUCCUUCACAGGCAGUGAGCAUACGGGCAAUUGAGCAUGACAAGUACAAAGUGAUCGACAAGUUAAAUAAUCGAUUACUUGAGGAAAUUGAGGAAAGUAAGGCCUUUUUUCAGGUUUAUGAAGGUGCUGUUUACAUGCAUCAGGGUAUCAAUUACCUGGUUGAGGAACUUAACUUGUCAUCGAGGACAGCUUUCUGUAGAAAAGCUGAUUUGAAGUAUUAUACAAAAACACGAGAUUACACUGACAUCAAUGUCCUCGGAGGAGAAUUUGCUUAUCUUCCUAUGAUUACAUGUAAAACUAAUCGUGUGAAGACAACUGCUCAAGCAAAUGAUUGCACAGUGACUACUAAAUGGUUUGGAUUUUAUCGCAUACUGAAAUCAAGCAAUAAAAUAUCGGACAGCAUCGAGCUUAACCUACCCCCGUAUUCCUAUGUUUCCCAGGCUGUUUGGGUACGGAUUCCGCACUCGGUAAAGAUAACCGUGGAGGAAAGAAAGCUACAGUUUCGAGGUGGCUCGCAUGCUGCUUCUCAUGCACUCCUGAAUAUAGUGCCUCUGCAUAUGAUGUGUAGUGCAUCUGACCUAGGAACGGAAUGCGCGAAUCCUCAUGAAACACGUGGCAUUCCGGACAGAAUUCUUUUAUAUGAUAAACACCCAGGUGGUAUCGGCAUAGCGUCGCAGGCCCAAAUGCUCUUCGGGGAACUUCUACUAGCUGCUUUAGAACUCGUUUCCACUUGCAGCUGCAUGGGUGCUGCUGGUUGUCCAAACUGUAUCCAGUCACUGACAUGUAGUGAAUACAAUGAAGUUUUGGACAAGGAGGCAGCAAUUUUUAUUCUGAAGGGAGUAAUCGACUAUGAGUGGGCGUAUUUCGAAGGCGAAGAUGCUCGUCAGCAAAGCUGAUGCGGAUGUUAGGCGCCGGUUUGGACGGGACGGAGUAGCUUGUACAAAGGAGAGGAGUGUUGUUUGGUGUUGAUGUAGUGGAGAUGCUAACUGUUAUCACAGUUCUGGCCUCAUUCAUGAGAGUUGACAGCGUUCUACAACCACUUCGAUGCA